AUGGUGGUCCGGUCAGAGUGCCACUCACGCUCUUCACGCUCUUCACGCUCUUCACGCUCUUCACGCUCUUCACGUCGUUCAUCCACCAGUCAAGCUGCAGCCCGAGCCAGAGCAGAAGCCGCCCGCACCAGACCACAGUACGCGAAACGCCAGAUCGACAUGGAGGUUGAGAAGGCACACAUUGAGGCAACACUAAACGCUCUAAAGAAGGAGGGUGAGGCUGAAGCAGCGCUCGCCGCAGCUCAUGUCCUGGAAGCGGCAGCCGAUGAGGAGCAUGACGCCGUUGACCUCACAGAACAAGGAGUCUCCUCUAAGACAUCUCCUUCCAUCAGACAUGCUCAAGAUUAUGUGAACGCUCACUUCGCUAAUCGCAGCUUGGUAGUUAAUGAAGACGGAAAGCCUGAUACAGGACAACUGGUUGGUAAUAACAACGCUCAGCAUCUACGACAGAGUCAACCACCAGUUGCCUCCUCUCCAGGUGAACAUCUCACUGAUUUUGUAGAUCAGGAGCAACCAAAGUCCCCUCCUAUAAACAGAAAAACUGACAUUUCAAUCCAGCCUAAACCUUCAUUGCCUCCAAAGACUGAACUCUCAGAUUUCACAGCCUAUCUAGCACGCCGUGAUCUGCUGACAGCGGGAUUCAAGGUUUUCGACAACCGUCCUGAGUCUUACUUGUCCUGGAAGUCCAUUUUCCGCAACGCCAUAGAAGGCCUCAACCUCAAGUUCAGCGAAGAGCUUGACCUUCUCAACAAGUGGCUCAGCGGGGAGUCACUACAACAUGCGCUGAGGAUCAGGGCGGUCCAUGUGAACAACCCACACGCAGGUCUUCAACGUUUGUGGCAACGUCUGGACAAAAGUUUUGGUUCUCCAGAGAUAAUAGAGAUGAGAUACCCACCAAGGAGGCUGUGUCGGCUCACCCUCAUCUACAUGCACUCACUUCACAGAUCCCUCCUCUGGACCCAGCCGCGGACAUUCUCCUCCUCUUGGGCAGGGACAUCAUCCAAGCUCACAAGGUUCGCAGUCAGGUAAAUGGUCCAAACAGUGCACCUUAUGCCCAACGCCUCGAUCUGGGAUGGGUGGUUGUAGGCGAUGUCUGCCUCUCAGGUGCCCACAAACCCACAGUAAACUCUUUCAAGACAGACAUUCUGAAUAACGGGCGCCCUACCUCCCUUAGCCCCUGUGCAAGCAAAAUCUAUAUAAAAGACAAAUACACAGAAAGCUGUCCUAAAUUCAAGAAGACACAAGCAGAAGUAGGCAGACACAUUUUCCAGCAAACAGCAGAUGAUGACAAAACGGCUCUUUCAGUAGAAGAUGCAUUAUUCCUGGAAAUUAUGCACAGAGACUUUACUAAAGAUGAGGCGAACAAUUGGGUAGCUCCACUCCCAUUCCGCUCCCCCAGACAGCGUUUACCCAACAAUAGGGACCAAGCCCUUAGUCGCUUAAUGACGCUCCGCAAAACCUGAAAUGAAAGAACAUUACAUUGAGUUUUUAGACAAAACUUUCAGUAAGGGCCACGCUGAACCAGCUCCAGCUUUAGCUCCAGAACAAGAAUGCUGGUAUCUCCCUAGUUUUGGCAUUUAUCACCCUCAGAAGCCAGGAAAAAUUAGGGUGGUUUUUGAUUCAAGUGCGCAAUACAACAAUGUUUCUCUCAAUGAUGUGCUACUAAAAGGGCCAGAUCUCAAUAAUACUCUUGUGGGAGUUCUGAUGCGUUUCAGGUCCAACCCAUACGCAGUCAUGGCCGACGUGGAGCAAAUGUUUUACAAUUUUGUUGUCAGAGAAGACCACCGCAACUACCUUCGCUUCUUGUGGUUCAAAAACCAUGAUCUGGAUGGAGAAGUACAGGAAUUCAGGAUGAGAGUCCACGUGUUCGGGAACUGCCCCUCCCCAUCAGUGGCCAUUUAUGGACUGAAACGAACAGCGAUGGAGGGAGAAAAAGAACACGGCAAUGAUGUAAGAGAGUUCAUUGAACGCCACUAUCCAUUAUGUGGAUGAUGGACUAAAAUCAUUUCGAUCAUGGUGCUGUUUUUUUUUUCUACCAGCAGUUUUUUUCUCUUGUGCACUUGAACCAUUUUUAAAUAAAUAUACUGAGACAGUUUUUGCUGCAAAUUGUGUAAGGUUCCAGCUUAACUCGAAUCAAAGCCACAAGUGUCAGAGACUGGUGCUGUUAUUGGGAGUUCAGCUCGGUGCAUCAGCAGCCUUACCAUACACCACACGACGUUUGAUCACAGUUUCGACAAAAGCAAGUAUAGAUUGUCGGGUGUGCAGUAAGUAG
Molecule: messenger RNA, 2272 nt
Organism: Haplochromis burtoni (Burton's mouthbrooder)
Lineage: Eukaryota; Metazoa; Chordata; Actinopteri; Cichliformes; Cichlidae
Exons: 2
Coding region: 1-1029 (342 amino acids)
Source: RefSeq, a predicted model, not a curated record